Messenger RNA from Carlito syrichta (Philippine tarsier), 1309 nucleotides. RefSeq names its product Ts translation elongation factor, mitochondrial (gene TSFM). Gene Ontology annotation, molecular function: translation elongation factor activity. The annotation marks the transcript as partial. NCBI's taxonomy places the organism in Eukaryota, Metazoa, Chordata, Mammalia, Primates, Tarsiidae. The record is from RefSeq and is a predicted model, not a curated record. The transcript is spliced from 5 exons. Gene Ontology annotation, cellular component: mitochondrial matrix. Gene Ontology annotation, biological process: mitochondrial translational elongation.
GGCUACAAGCCUGUACUGCAUGUUACUGUACCCAAUACUGUGGGCAAUUGUAACACCAUGGCAGAGAUCUGGCUCCACAAGCAGGCCCAGAAGGAGGGCUGGAGCAAAGCUGCCAAGCUCCAUGGAAGGAAGACCAAGGAAGGCCUGAUCGGGCUGUUCCAGGAAGGAAACACAACUGUUUUAGUGGAGGUGAACUGUGAGACAGAUUUUGUUUCCAGAAAUUUAAAAUUUCAGCAGUUGGUACAGCAAGUAGCCCUUGGAACCAUGUUGUAUUGUCAGAGCCUAAAAGAUCAACUUCCCACAUACAGUAAGGGCUUCUUGAAUUCUUCUGAGCUUUCUGGACUUCCAGCUGGACCUGACAGAGAAGGGUCACUCAAGGAUCAGUUGGCCUUAGCAAUUGGGAAACUGGGAGAAAACAUGACCCUUAAACGCGCUGCAUGGGUGAAGGUGCCAUCUGGGUUCUACGUUGGCUCUUACGUCCAUGGCAUCAUGCACAGUCCCUCCCUGCACAACCUGGUGCUGGGGAAGUAUGGGGCCCUGGUCAUCUGUGAGACAUUCGAGCAGAAAGCCAACCUGGAGGACCUCGGUCGCCGCCUCGGGCAGCACGUGGUGGGCAUGGCCCCACUCUCUGUCGGCUCCCUGGACGAUGGGCCUGGGGGAGAGGCAGAGACCAAGAUGCUGUCCCAGCCAUACUUGCUGGACCCCUCCAUUACCUUGGGACAGUAUGUACAGCCCCAGGGCGUGUCUGUGGUAGACUUCGUGCGCUUUGAAUGUGGAGAAGGUGAAGAGCCAGCAGAGGCCGAGUAGGUUCCAGAGGCUUUGGCCCAGGAGGAAUGUUUUUGGCUCUGGACAUCAUGAAAAAAGAAGUUAUUUUCUAAGCCUCUUCAAACCUAGAAUUUAUUUUUUGUUUGAGUUUAUAAUAAAAUUGUAUGCGUCAUGGGUAGUUACUAAAUACAAUCAUUAUAUAAUAAAAAGAGCAGAAUUUUUUCCAUGUUUGUAUAAUACCAGGUUUAGCUUUUUUGUGCAUUAGGUGUGACAGGCUUUUAAAACAACAGGCAGGCCUUAUGGACGUGUCGGGCAGUGGCUUGGAGAACAGGCAGCAGUAAUUCCACAUGGAUGUACUGGGGUGUCCUUGAGACCUCUGACUCGCACGUUCUGUCUUUCUCCUUAUGUGACUUAGCACUCUUAAUCUGCUUUUGCUUUGUGACAGUUUAGGCUAUGCUUCUACCCUGGAACUUCCCUGGUUACAUUACUUCUGCCAUAUGAUUUCAUUGGAAUUAUUAAUUCAAACAGAGAAUUAUCUGGGAAA